Molecule: messenger RNA, 633 nt
Organism: Emiliania huxleyi CCMP1516
Lineage: Eukaryota; Haptophyta; Isochrysidales; Noelaerhabdaceae
Exons: 5
Coding region: 1-633 (210 amino acids)
Biological process (GO): polyprenol biosynthetic process
Source: RefSeq, a predicted model, not a curated record
AUGGACGGCAAUAGCCGCUGGGCUGCCGCUCGCGGCCGCCCGACCGCCGAAGGGCACGCUGCGGGCGUCGAGGCGCUGCGGCGUCUCAUCGGCGACUGCGCAGCGCUGGGCGCAGUGCGGGAGCUAUCGGUGUACGCCUUCUCGCACGAGAAUUGGCUGCGGCCGCGCAGCGAGGUGCAGGCGCUGCUGUCGCUGAUCGAGAGCGCGGACGCGCUGCUCGCCACCGGCGUCCAACUCAGCUUCGUCGGCGAUCUGACGCGGCUGUCUCCGGUGCCGCAGCAGCUCGCCGAGAGGGCGGUCGCGCGGGAGAUCUCGCCGCGCGAGAUCGACGAGGCCGCGCUCUCCGCGGCGUUGCGCGAGGCGCCGCACGGCGCGCCGCUCGACCGCCGGCUUGCCGACGACGCGUCCACGACACGCGCGCCCAGCGACCCCGACCUGCUGCUGCGCACGGGCGGGCAGCACCGGCUGAGCAACUUCAUGCUGUACCAGUGCGCCUACACCGAGAUCGUCGUCCUCGACGGCCUGUGGCCCGACUUCGGGACCGCGGAGCUCGCCGGCGCGUUGCGCGAGUUUGGCCGCCGCCGCCGCACUUUCGGGCGGCGCGACGAGGGGGGCGACCGCGGCGAUGGAUGA